AGCCAAUGAGAUAGGCUGGGUAUUAGAAGAUAGCCGCCCAUAAGAGACGAACAACAAAUAUGGAGUUUUAAAAUAGUAGCAAGUUGGCGGCCAAAAAGCCCCUAAAACUCGGCGUUUUUGUAGUUACACGAGUGGUAGUUUUCUACCUGACUGAAGUGACGCGAUGCAAUCAUAUCAAACGUAGUUUAUGUUUUGUAGCAGGCGCCGUUGAACGGGUAAACAGUUCGGUAUCUUGGCUUCGACAAAAACAAGGCUUAGUAGCUAGCUAGCUAAAGCAGUAGCAUUUGCUGGUUUUCACCCUCACCGUGCUUUGCUCAAUAAGAGACGAAGAGCACGACGCAGGCAGAAAUGGAGAAGAGAGAUUUCUUGAAGGGACUGCCCGUCUACAACAAAAACAACUUCAGCAGGUUCCAUGCAGACUCUGUGUGCAAAGCCUCAAACCGUCGACCAUCUGUGUAUCUUCCAACUCGGGAUUAUCCCUCAGAGCAGAUCAUAGUCACAGAGAAGACAAACAUCUUAUUACGAUAUCUACAUCAACAGUGGGAUAAAAAGAAUGCGGCAAAAAAGCGAGAACAGGAACCAACAGAAGGGGAGAACACGGCACCUCCACGAAAAAUUGCAAGAACAGACAACAGAGAGCCGAAUGAAGCUUCAUAAACUGCUGCGCCAUCGAUUCUCUGAGUAGAGACUGACCCACUCAGACAAAAUGCACGAGCCGCUGCAAAAUACAUGUUUGCAAACAAGUUUGCCACAGCUGCACAAGCAGUUUGAUUUCAGACCACAGCUGUCAAGUUGUUCUUAAUGUUUGGACUUGACUUUAGAGCUCCUCCUUAACCAAAUACCUUUUUCCUCAGUUUAUUCACUGCUUUCAUGCAUUGUUUUCUUCACUUUGAGGAGGCCGUACUUCUACUUCAGAGGUUUGUUUUUUCUUUUCAUAGUAGUCUUAAAAUGAUCAAACAUCUACCUCCUUAUUGCUCAGUCCCUGUGGUUUUAUUCCACUUACACCCAUGUAGUUUUUAUUUAAAGAUGCCAGGGAUUUAAAAAAAAACAAAAAAAACUUUUGGGCUGACCCUUUAAAGGUUUACAGUUGCAGUAAUUCACACAUAUCUGAAAUGUGCAUGUGCUGUGAGAUGACCUUGUGGAUAUUUUUCAAUCAGGAACUUACAUUUUUGAAUUAUGAACAAUUUCUGUUGUUACUUAUGUCAUUUUAGGUAAUCUUUUUAAAGAUUACUGCUAUUACAAUAAGUGGAAAUAAUUAUUUUAAUAGUGGUUCAGGUUUAGCGUUAGAUUCAGGGUUUGUUUUUAUGAGCUGUGUUGCAGAAACAAGACGAGUGAUUGAAGAAAUGUUUUUCUCCCGAUGAAUAAUAACUAUAAUGAUUUAUUGCCUUAUGUGGAAAUGAGUGUGUUUCCACUUGCGUCUUAGGGUGCCCCUUGGUUUACAUUGUGUUUCAGGAAGAUUAAGCACUGCAGAAUUGGAUGGACUUUGGUGUAAGAAAACAUCCAAGCCAAUAUUUAUACUAGAGGAUGCAAUUUUUACUUGUACAUAUUUUGUAGCUAAAAUCUCAGCUUCUUAAUACUUCAGCAGUUGGAUCUUUGUAAUGGCACCAUCAGCACAGUAUUUGACUGAAUAUGUGUAAAUUUACACUUUAGCCAUACUGUUGUUUUGAGGGACUACUGAGCAUCCUAGAUGUAAAUGUGCUGUUCUCAUGUGCUUAAACACGUCAGUCAUUUGAGCCAUGUUGAGGAAAUAUAUUUGGAUCAACAAGGUUCAGUACAUACAUUGCGAAGAGUGAAGCUGCUCCCAUGGCUCUGCGAAUCUUGUAUAUUUGUACAGUAUGUGUAUUGUGAUUGCCCUCACCUUUUUAUCAGGUAACAAGACUCACUCCAAUUUUGUCUUUCCCAAGCUAGCUGUAGUUAUCCUCAAAUUGUUAAGACAACUUUUAUGCUGUAGGGAGUUUCUGUAAAUGAAACAAAAGCAUUUAACUAAUUUGCUGCGUUUUUGCACCUUAGGUAAGAAAUACCUUUUGAAAAGUUUAACCUGCUACAGUGUACACGAGCCAGCCACAAAUUAAAACUGACCUUAUGUCAUGUCGAUCCCCCCUCGUGCAACAGCUUUGAGUGUGUGGAAUUUAAGGGAUGGGUCAGUGCUUUGGGCUCUUUGUGUUGGUUGAGCUGUUCCUGGGCAGUUUGAUGUUUGGCCAGAAGCAAGUGCUGUCUGUUUAAACGCCCACUUUAUUUAAGAGAAAGUGGGUGAUAGACUUGUGUAUUUCAUCUUUCAGAGGUUUUAUCAGUGUGUCUGACUCAUGAAUGUUCACUUUCGUCGCUUGUGCAGGUCAGUGGAAUGAGAGUACACAUAGAUUUCACAAGUACUACUUUAAACCUGAAAGAGGCAGUGUAUUUUCUUUAGCUUCAUAUAAGAGUCACCCAUUUCUCCUGAUGUCUUAUGGUUUGUAUUCCAUCACUUGAUUAAGUUUGUUGUUUUGCUUUGAGUUGAUUGUAUAACUGUAUUGUCAGUUUUGGAUGUUCUUGUAUAGAUUGCUCUGUGACAUGCAGUAAAGAUGACUCUGUAAUCAGCA
This is a messenger RNA of Haplochromis burtoni (Burton's mouthbrooder), 2576 nucleotides long. Its product is annotated as DET1- and DDB1-associated protein 1. The transcript has 5 exons. Bases 349 to 657 code for a protein of 102 amino acids. Lineage: Eukaryota; Metazoa; Chordata; Actinopteri; Cichliformes; Cichlidae. Gene Ontology annotation, biological process: positive regulation of proteasomal ubiquitin-dependent protein catabolic process. Gene Ontology annotation, cellular component: Cul4-RING E3 ubiquitin ligase complex. The record is from RefSeq and is a predicted model, not a curated record.